UCUUUUUGGGGUCCUUGACGUGGCAGUAACAAACAAAAAUGGCGGUGGUGUUUAAAGCGUCUUAGAGUACACUUCGGAAUUUUAGAAUUAUUAUCUGAAGUUAUCAGUUAAAACAUUUCCUAUGUGCAUCAUUUUCCUGUCUUGUUUGUGGUAUUUGAGGUGGGGAGCUGUAAAAUGAGCGCCUGGGCCGGUUUUUCUGACGAGGAGCUGCGGAAUAUUCAGCAGAAAGACUCGGCGAUGUCUGCAGCGGCAGCCCGCGGUCGGAAACCGGCUCCAGCCAAUCGCAGUCGGCAGCAGUUGCAGCGGGAGAGGGCUCUUCACCUAGCCGUCCAGAAAAACCUUGGAGUCGCGUCUUCAGGCCUCCCACCGGAGCAGCAGCUCACCAAACCCCCGCCGAACGAACAUCCUGGUCCUCAGCUCAUCGCCCCAACAGCAGCUACGGCUGUCAGACAGGAGGCGAAGCCGGCUGAUGGUUUUCAGGCGGCUUCGCCUCCAGAGGAGGAGACCCCGGCUCUCAAAGAGCUGGAGAAACAAGAGGUGGAACUACGGGAAAAGACGCGUCUGGAGCAACUGCAACAAGAGCAAAAGAUUAUUGAAGAGAGGAAUAAGCACAAGAAGGCUCUGUUGGCCAAAACGAUUGCUGAAAAGUCCAAGCAGACUCAGGCAGAGGCCGUAAAGCUGAAGAGAAUCCAGAAGGAACUCCAGGCCCUCAAUGACAUGGUGUCCAGUGAUAUCAGCAUCCUGAGAGACCGGAUAGAACAAGCCAGUUGGGACUACUCUGCUGCCAGAAAGCGUUACGAGAAGGCGGAGGCGGAGUACGUGAUGGCCAAGCUGGACCUGCACAAGAAGACGGAGGUGAAGGAGCAGCUGACGGAGCACCUGUACGCCAUCAUCCAGCAGAACGAGCUGCGAAAAGCCCACAAGCUGGAGGAGCUGAUGCAGCAGCUGCAGCUCGAGGCUACCGAGUGCGAGCCGGACAGGCUGGAGGAGGAGGAGGAGACGACGCAGAGAAACGGUUCAGUGCAAUCGGCCGAACACUGCAGACUGCCGGAGGAGGAGGAGGCAGGAGGUGACGUGCAGCAGACGCCCAAACAGGACUGCAAGGCAGUAGAAGACUGUGCUCCGAGUGCAAUCAUGGCCUCCUGACGCUCGUCAUCUGACGUUAACUCAAACACUAAAACACUAACGCUGCCAGCUGGAGGAAGCGUGUGUGGGGACGCCGGGAGUCCAUACCGCUGCUGUGGCAACAGGAGUCGUAAAGCGGUGUCGGUGGUGGGAAGACGGCGGGUCAGGCUGCGGACUCACUUUGGUUAUUUUUGGGUCAUUAAAUCCUGAAAAAGCACCUUUUAUCAUACGUAACCAAGACGACAAUCUUAGCCCAGCCAUCAGCAGUCACGACAGUCAGUGGAGAUGCAGACUGAUUUGUUAAAAACAUUUUAUUUACUUUAAAAGAUGUCGUCUGUGUGGCUCUUAAAGCUGUUAAAUGGCAUAUAAAUGUCUUUUUUAAGUACAGUUGGCCUGUGAUGCUGAAAUUGGCACAAUCACGUAUCUUAUUAUGUACUCAUGUUUUGAUUGGACAGUUCCAGAUUUUGGUCAGAAUUUGGACAAUCGUAGACUUUAUUUUUUCGUCACGUUUCAUGCUUUAAGGACACCCAGCCCUCCGUCCACCUGCAGGUGACAGGAUCCUGAGAAAAGCGUCUCCUUGUGGGUCCUGAUUCCUGAUUCCUGGACGGCCGUGCACUUGGUGGACCUUAGUGUGUUGUGGAUGGUUUUUAAAAGUCUGUGUGCUCUCUGCUCUGGGUGUUGAAUGAUUGUGGUGCAAGUUACUUCAUUGGGGUGAAUAUGUACAGUAUAUAUUUAGAUACGGACUACAGUAUGAUAUUUUACUGAAAUAAAGGAGUUCUUUGCCUCC
Scatophagus argus is the source of this 1912-nucleotide messenger RNA. It is a transcript of the gene gorab, whose product is annotated as golgin, rab6-interacting. Gene Ontology annotation, biological process: non-motile cilium assembly. The record is from RefSeq and is a predicted model, not a curated record. The transcript is spliced from 5 exons. NCBI's taxonomy places the organism in Eukaryota, Metazoa, Chordata, Actinopteri, Scatophagidae. The coding region runs from base 175 to 1146 and encodes 323 amino acids.